Anopheles stephensi (Asian malaria mosquito) is the source of this 7054-nucleotide messenger RNA. It is a transcript of the gene CLIP-190, whose product is annotated as restin homolog. The transcript is spliced from 17 exons. The coding region runs from base 352 to 6231 and encodes 1959 amino acids. The record is from RefSeq and is a predicted model, not a curated record. Lineage: Eukaryota; Metazoa; Arthropoda; Insecta; Diptera; Culicidae.
ACGUUUGGCCUGCUCGCUCGUGAGUUGUUUGCCUUUUUCCACCUCGUGAAUUCGUGGCCGUGUUUCGCUCGCGAAAGAAAAUCUCCGUGCGUGCGUGCGUGCGUGUGUGUGCGAAAAGAACGUUUCCCACAAUUCACCCCCAAAAGGAUUUUAAUUACUAAAUUAAGGUUGCUGAUACAUUUGAAGUGUAGUUUUUUGUUCGAUUUUCUGUUCAAUUGGUGUGUUUAACGUGGUCCGGUGGUACGGCGUGUACCAGUAGUUUGUUUUAUGCGUUUUGUGCUGAAACGGAAGAGCAAAAGCAAAGUGAAAAGAGUAUUUGAGCCUGCGUCUGUGUGUGCGUUGAGAUAACCAAUGGAAACGGAAGCGAAUGAUGCCUCACAUCCAACACCACCGGCACCGGUUGCUAAUGGGGAGGAAACGUCCACCCCAGCGCAACCGGCCCCUCCAGCAACAAACGGCGGCAGUGGUGUUGGUGUUAGUGGAUCCGGUAUACAACCCCCGAAGGUGAGAGCACUUCCGAAACCGUCGGGCAUUAGGCCACCGAGUGCCAAUUUGCACGGCGGUUCUACCACCUCGCUGGCCAGCACAAGCUCCCAUCUAACGGUGGCCUCAUCCGCUGCAACCGGUAACGCCACAAGCACAACGUCGUCCACCACCCGGAUAGGGCGGUUGUGCAUGGGGCAUACACCACCGAAAGCUGGACCACCUCCACCGGAACCAAAACUAUCUACACUCGACAGUAAAAUGAGACGACCGAGCGAUUCCGAUUACAGCAAAUCACAUCUACCAGAUGUGGACGAAGAAAGCGAAACUGAUCUAGCGUUCGAGCGGCCCGUCUCGUCCAGAUCGUCCCACUCGCCGGACUCUGGAUUUAAAAGCAAUCGCUACGACCGUAAGACUUCCAGCGCCUCCACCGGCUCCGACGUGUACUGGGAAGCCACCGGAAGACGCAGAAGCUCAGAUCAGGGUGCCGUACUGACGACGGACACCGACAGUUUUAUCAUCGGCCAGCGUGUCUGGGUCGGUGGCCUUCGCCCGGGCCAGAUUGCGUACAUCGGCGAUACACACUUUGCGCCCGGCGAAUGGGCCGGCGUGGUGCUGGACGAACCGAACGGCAAGAACGAUGGUUCGGUGGCGGGCAAACGCUACUUCCAGUGCGAAGCGAAGAAGGGUGUCUUCUCACGGUUGACCCGGCUGACACGGGAACCGCUGGCGGCCGGUGGUGGCGGUGAUUCUACCGCCUCCACACCGCUCGAUGCGAGCUUCCGGUCGCUGACGUCACCGGCCCGGUCCGGUACCGUUUCGCCAACGCACAGCGUCCAGAGCUAUGCCAGCAAAUCGCCAGCCAUGGCCGGAAAGGCAGCCUCCCUGAACGUUGGUGACCGGGUGAUCGUAUCGUCCGGGUUCGGGUCCCGGCCCGGCAUACUGAAGUUUAUCGGCGAAACGCAAUUUGCCAGCGGCACCUGGUGCGGCGUACAGCUUGAUGAAGCGAGCGGCAAGAACGACGGUACGGUGGAAGGUGUGCGAUACUUUGAGUGCCCGGCCAAGUACGGCAUAUUUGUACCGAUUGCCAAGGUCACGCUGUCACCGUCGGCUCGCAAAACGUCGGCCCGACUGUCCCGGGCCGGUUCGAAGGAGUCGCUCAACUCGAUGGCCACCAUGAGCUCGAUCGCCACCACGGCCACCUCACGGCUCCGGAUGAGCGCACAGAGGAAAUCAACGGUCAGCGCUGUGCCGUCGACACCGAAAGCUUCCUUCUCGCUUCAGGAUGUUCUACGGGAGAAACAAAACCACAUCGAGCAGCUCAUGCAGGAACGUGAAAUCGAUCGUGAAGAGACGGCAAACCAAUCGAUCAUGUACCAAAAGAACAUCCAACAGCUAAAGGAAAAGGUGUCGCUGCUGGAAAAAUCGCUAGCCGAUGAGAAGCGUCGGAACGAGGAUUUGCAGUUCAGCGUGGACGAAGCGACGUUCUGCACCGAGGAGCUAAACGGAAAAAUUCAAAAUUCUGUCAGUGCUCAAACGCAGGUGUUUAAAGAAAAGAUAGCCGAUUUAGAGGCACAGCUAGCUGUUGGAGCCUCAGUAAAGAGUGCUGAGCUUACGGGACCAUCAGAAGACUUCGUUGCUGCCAAAGCCGAACUGAAUGCCGAAAUCGAUAAGCUGAAGGCGGAAAUACUGGCCAAAGAUCAAAAGCUGCACCUCACCGAGGAGCUGAAACGAUCGCUCGAAAACGAGAUACAGAACCUGCACGAAAAGGUUGCGGAUGCGGAACGUGCCGCCGACAGCAAACUGUCCGCCCUGACGAUCAGCGAAGAAUGUCUGAAGGAGCAGAUCAACUACCUCGAGGCACGGGUGGACGAGCAGAGCAAUCAGCUGACGGCCAAGGAUGCCGAGCUGGAACAGCAGUACCUGGCGCUGAAAAAUGCCGAAAGCGAGCAGGAGGAGCGUUUGGCGGCGAUACAGGAUGAGCUACGCUCCAGGAAGGAUGUGCUUACCGAACGGGAGCAGACGUUACAGGAGCUGGAAAAGACGAUCGAGGAUCUACGCGCGGACGUGCGUCAGCGGGAUCUGAAGAUGGUGGAGCUGGAAAGUGACCUUAAGCUGAAGCUACAGGAACGCGAUACCUCGGGCAGUAAGCUGUGCGAGAAGGUGACCGAACUGGAGGCACAAAUCGCUGAGACAAGUGCUUUGAAAUCAAAGCUAGAUCAGGAACUUACCAGUGCAAAGGAGACAAUCAAGAUGCUGGAAGGAGAUCGAGAUGCGAAGGAGAAGUUGGCGCAAGAGUUGGAAAUGAAGCUGUCAUCCGUUGAGGCGUCACUGCAGGCGGAAAUCGUUUCGCGUAACGAGAAGGAAUCGCUCGUUCUGAAACUGCAGCAAGAUUUGCAGUCCUUUGCGACGGAUGUUGAAAGUAGUGCAGCUCAGCUCAGCGCCAAACAGGAGGAACUAUCCAAACAAGCUGAACAACUGCAACAGGUGGAAGCGGAAAAGGUAAAGUUACAGCAAGACCUUACCAAACUGCAGCAAACGCUGGAACAGUCACGGUCCGAGCACGAUACGUUGAUAGCGGAACUACACUCGCUAGCUGACACCGAGCGCAACGCAAUGGUGGCGCUGAGAAAACAGUUGCAAACAGCCGAACAGGAAAAUCUUGCCAAAGACAAACAGCUGGAAGAGCACGAGGUGCUCGUCGGAGCGUUGCAAAACGAACUAAAGGAGCUGAACGUUUCCAAGAACGCUUUGAACCAGGAGCUUACGGCGAUAAAGGCUAGCUUCGCGGACAAGGAUGGAACGCUGGCAAAUAUCGUGCAGGAAAAGACAGAUUUGGAAAACCGACUGGAAGCAAGUAAACAGGAAAUGGUGGCGAAAGUUAAGCAUCUCGAGGAUGAGCUUCGAACGCGGGAAGAGUCCCUGCGGAAGGAGCUGGAGGAAAAUGCAACGAUAGCGCAACAGAAGCUUACCGAAAAGGAUGGUGAGCUUUCACGGUUCGCUCAGACUGAAGCAGAGCUGCAGAAGCAACUGACGGCCGCUCGACAGCAGAUAAAGGAUGUGUCUGAUGGGAUGAAAUUGGCCGAGGAAACGAUUGCUGCCAAAGCCACGGAAGCACAAACUCUUGAGCAACAAAUCGCCUCCCUGCAGUCAGAUGUGACCUCGAAGAAUGAGCAGAUAGCUAAGCUUAAUGAGACCAUUUCGGAGAGUACUGUGCGGGAAGAGGCGGGAGGAAAGAAAUUGUCCGAAGCUCAAGAGCAGUACGGUAAGCUCGAGAUUGAGCAUGCCGAUUUACGGCGAAAAAUGGAAGCGCUGGAGCAAAAGUGCGCCCAGGUACAUCAGCAGAAGGUCGAGCUGGAGAAGGAGCUCGAUACGCAGCGCUCCAGCACGCUAGACUCGAACUCGGAGCUGGCAAAGCUUAGCGAUGAGCUGAAAGCGAAACAGCGCGCUCUAGAUGAAUUGCGUGACAAUUACGACACGCUUAAAAUCGAAUCGGAACGCCGGGCGGAUGAGAAUGCGCAAAGCAACGCGACAUUGCAGGAACAGGUCGAACGCGCACGGCAAGAGAUGCAGCAGAUAACUGACCAAAAGAUCAUUCAGGAAAAUGAGCUUAACAUGGAGCUGCGCAAGAUAAAGGAAAAUGCCGAACAGGAGCAGGAAAAUCUCGAACGCACGAUUACGGAUUUGAAGACAAGCUUCGAACAGGAACGUCAGCGGGCGGCGAACGAACUUUCCGAGCAGGUGGCAAAGAAUGGCGUACUGAGCGAAGAAUUGGCAACAUUGCGGAAAAGUUUGGAGCAAUCGUUGGAGGAACUGAAGACUCAGCUAGAAGCUGCGAGGUUGGAAGUUAAGAAGGAACAAGAACUCAAAGAAUUCGCCGUUUGUUCGGCGACAGAGCGGGAGGAUAUGCUGCAAAAGCAGCUGUACGAAAGCCAAGAAGAGUCGAAAGCACUACGCCAGCGGCUGGACGAUGUGCAGAAGUCCAUGGAGCAGGGCAGUCAUGAGCUUUCCAUCAAAAUCGACGAGAAAUCUCAGCGUAUCGUUGAGCUGGAGCAGGAACUGGGCGAAAAACGAAGCUUGCUGCAGAAACGCACGGUGGAAGUGAAGGAGAUGAUCGAGAAGCUGCAGGAAAAUGGUAAAGCUCAUGCGGAAAUGUUGCAACAGCUGCAGGAAUGCUACAGCCAGAUUGAAGCGCUGAAAAAAGCCAACCAAGAGUCUGAGCAAUCUUGCCAACAAAUUCAACAGCGUCUGCAAGAUUUGAACAGCUCCUACAGCGAGAUGGAGGAGGAGCAGGUCGAUCUCGUCAGUCGCGAGGAAACGCUCAAGAAGGAGCUAGCGCUUCUGCAGGAGCAAAUGCAACAGGCCGCCAUCGCGCACAAGGAGCAGUUCGAUGCGGUAGCAAGUAAAAAUGAAGAGCUAUUGAAACAACUGGCUUCAACGUCCAGCGCAAAGGGAGCAACGGAAACGGAGCUAAACUCGUUGAAACAACAGCUGGAAAACAAAUCUACCGAACUGGUAACGCUUCAAGCGAAGGUUGAUGAGCUGACUCCUCUACUGCAAAUCAAGGCGGAUUUGGAGAGCCGUCUACAAGCGCUAGAGCAAUCGGUUUCGGCAAAGGAUGCAUCGGUGCUGGAACUAUCGGGUGCGCUAGAGGAGCUUCGGAAGCAAACAGCGUUGAAGGAUGCCAAAAUGGCGGACAGUGAGAACGAACGAAAACAGCUCAACGAAUCCGUAGCUAGUAAGGACACGCAACUAAAGCAACUCCAGCAACAGCUUGAUGCGGUACAGAAAAGUCUCGCCGAAAGCACGGAACACGGCAAGCGUGCUUCUGGUGAAGCUGCUGAGCUGAGGGCAGCACUGGAAAAAUCUCGCUCCUCCCAAAAAGAGCAAGACGAGCGUUUGAAGGAGCAACAGCGUCGUAUCAGUGAACUGGAGACCAAGCUGGCAGCACAAACCACCCAGUUCGAUGAGCUGCUCGAUCGCAAAAAAUCCUCGGAAACAGAAUACUCCCACCGUACGCACGAGCUAACCCAGAAACUGCUAGAAAUGGAGAGUGCCAAAAAGCAGGAGAUCCAAGAGCUGCAGCAACGGCUCGCCGAACUGUUGCAGAAGGUCGAAUCGCAAGUCACCGAAACGGCCCAAACCGUCAGCAGUAAACGUGCGGUGGAAAAACGUCAGCAAGAGCUCGAGUGUGCGAAGAAGGAUUUGGAACUGCGCGAAACGGAGCUUCAGCUUGCCAACCGACGGCUCGAGAAGGAUAACGAACAUCUGCGUUCGCAGCUGAUGGUGAAGGAGAGUGAGAUUACGAAGCUAGCGAAGGCAGCCAGUGCAGCGGCAACGGCCGCCGAUACGAGCGUGCCGAACAGGAUCGGUAGCGAAAUGAAUGAAGACGAAUCGGGUGCGCAGAUCGAUUUUCUCAACUCGAUUAUUGUUGAUAUGCAGCGUAAAAAUGAGAAGCUGACCUUGCGGAUACAGGCGCUCGAAUCUACCAGCGCGGAAAGUCACAACAUGAGCUUCGACAUCCAGAAGCGUAAACCGGCACCGCGUGUAUUCUGUGACAUCUGCGAUGAGUUCGAUCUGCACGAAACGGAAGACUGCCCGAAGCAGUGUUCCGACAGUCCACCGGAAUCGCUGAAACAUCCGGCGGACGGCAAGGAGCGAAAGGUGCCACCGCCAAGGAAGUACUGCGAAAGUUGUGAAGUGUUUGGACAUGAAAUAGGAGAGUGUCCCGAUGAUGAGACGUAUUAGACGGGGCAGGGGAGCAACCUUCUUCGAAAGUCAUCCGUCGUCCUGAUUAUUAGAACGCUGGUGGCUGUUUCUUCCUUCUAUUUUAUUAGUCUAGACUAUUUCGUAGAUAAUUUUUGGAAACGAUUUUACAAGCUGCAGACCCCGUGUGUCAUGUGUUUGCUAGGCGAACGAAGGAACAACACAGUAAUUUAUUAACCACUAGAAGGCAGCUUUAGAAUUCGAGAAUGCUUUCCGUGCCGCCUUACCGAGGCCGUUUAGUAGAGGCAGAGAUUUCGUGUUUUAAAUUCUACCCAACUUUUUGUUUUGUUUUUCGCGUUCGGAUGAUGAUCUGAAAACACAUCAGCAUCAAGCUCGAGCAGUACGUUAGAUAGAAUAUCUCAAUAUUUAUAUCGAAACAAUAUAGGUCACCAUUCUUAAGCACUAAAACACGCAUUCGCACACACCACGGGCGCCCGAUACAUCCGAUCCGCCUUUCGAUGCGUCUCCGCGAACCUCCACCGGUACUGUCUGGCGGGCGAAACCGUUCCGAAAAGUCUCACCCCCUCCCCCCCUUAUUUCCGCCCUAAUCACCACCCUCCUUCUUUUCCUUCAUCGCUUCACGGAACCGCUCCUCGAACAGGGACAGCUCGGACAGCAGAUCGGUGAUGGCGUUCAUGAACGCUUCGUGAGGGGAAUAUUCCGACGUCGUUUGGAUGCGCAGUACGAACUUGUGCUCGAGCGGAUGGGGAAGUUUGUAGCCAGCGAACAACACGUUCGGAUCCUUCAGCAGUUGGCUGACGAGAAAAAGGAAAGAAAAAAAGAGGGAGGCACAAACGUAAAUCAA